AUCGCGGCGGCAGUCGUGCGCGAACCGCGCAGAAAAUUCCCCAAUCUCCAUUCCGCGCUCUAAACCCUAGACACCGACAGCCCGUGCGGCGCCCUGUUGCGGCGGGAGACGAAGCGAGGCCUCGCGACCCGCGUGCUCGAGGGAGGGGAAGCGAGGCGAGGCGGCGGGGUUCCGUUCCGGCGGGAGACGAAGCGACAGCCCGUGCUCUAAACCCUAGACACCGACAGCCCGUGCGGCGCCCUGUUGCGGCGGGAGACGAAGCGAGGCCUCGCGACCCGCGUGCUCGAGGGAGGGGAAGCGAGGCGAGGCGGCGGGGUUCCGUUCCGUCUUGGGUCUUUGGUGCAGGUUUUCGCGGUGGCGAGAGGUGUUCAGACAUUUGCAUACUACCGUAGCCACUGAAACUCACAAAAGGCAUCAUAUGUAUAUCGAUUUGUUUAUGGUUACUGAUCAAUAGCAACACAGGGCUCCAUGUUUGCUACAGGUGGUGCCACUUAUUUCCUUCUUUACCAAUUCUAAGCAGGAGGAUUUGGUACCUAGGCUUCCUCAAGAGACUAGAUUGCUUACUAUGGCUUCCGAGGAAACCAAACCAAAGAAGCAAAGAGAUGAGGAAUGCAUUAUAAACGGUCUCCCAGGAGAACUCAUUGAGCGGAUAUUUUUGAGGCUUCCAGUGAGCACUUUGUUGAGGUGCACUGGUGUUUGUGAGCAGUGGCACAAAAUCAUCCGAGAUCCCCAGUUUGUCACCUCUCACCUCCAGGAUGCGCCCCAAUGUGCCGUCCUAUUCUUUCCGCAAGAGUCGGUCUCAGGUGAGCCCCAUCCUGCUGAUGCUAUCCUGAUUGAUGAAGCCUGGUCGCCAUCGACAUAUGCAGUGCCAGUGAUUGGGCCUGACGAUUUCCUUUGCGGUUCAUGCAAUGGGCUUCUUGUCUUAUACACAAAGUCAUCAACACUCAAGGUAGCUAACUUUGCAACUGGUGAAUGCCUGCAUCUUGAGAAACCUGUAAAGAAUUUGAGGGGUGAUCAUUUCUUGUUCUACAACUUUGGAUUUCACCCAUUGACAAAAGAAUACAAGAUCACACACUUCCUUGGUGAUCCUGUUGUGGGCAGCACCCGCUCCCAUAAUAAUAGCAGAUUCAGCGUCAUUCAAGUUUACACACUUGGUGAUGAGAAAUGGAGAGAUAUCAAAACUCCAGAAGCCCUAAGCUUAAACUGUGUAAAAAACUCUGGAGCAGUCAAUAUUGACGGAACAGUGUGUUGGCUAAUUGAAGACAUGGUAGCUAACUGGCAGCAUGCAGUUAUGACCUUUGAUCUCAGUGAAGAAAGUUUUGCACGGAUACAACUGCCAGCAAUUGUACAUGAAGAUUGUGCAGGUGGCGGUCCCCGUCGGUACUGGAUCAGAGAGAUAGAUGGGAAGAUAUGUAUAGCAACUGCUCAAGCCUGUCCUUCUCUUCCCAGAAGGCUUGUUGGUACGCUGCAGAUCUGGGAACUUGAGAACAAAACGGAGCAAAGGUGGAGCCUGAAGUACAAUAUUCAGUACUCGCCAGAUUACAUUCCGGGUCCAAAUUUGGUUCAUAGGAAUAAGAUCAUACUGCAACGUCGCAACAGCAACCUAUAUUCCUAUGAGUUGCUCGGGGAGAACUUCAAUACUAAAUUGUGUAAGAUGGCAAAGCUGUUAGAUUUCUUUCCCCACAAGCCUGACAACAUGCAAUCCUAUAUCUCUGUGAAGUCACUUGUACGUUUAGAUGUAUACAAGAAGACUGCCAUUGUGCGUAGGCCAAAACAACGUGAAGGCUGGGAAUUGAAGAAGUGGGAGGCAUGGGAGCACCAGCUCUCUGAUUAUGAAAAACUGUGGACUUGCCUUCAUGAAGAAGAGCACGAGGGAAUUGCACUUGCAGAACGCAGUAGCAUAUCAUUCAAUGGUCUACUUCCGCGUAUCUUGGAUGAUGCGAUUCGACAGGAUAUAGGCAUGAAAAUCAAUCAAAUAUGUCCAAGCCUUCCAGAUCAGCAACCAAGGCCCCUCCGGCGGCUUAAUUGUGUGGCACAGAAGCAAGAUAGGGAAAAUUUAUCUGCUCGUUUGGAGAAUUAUAGUAGCAUUAUGAAGGCAUCGAGGGAGGCUUCAAAGAGUAUCAUGAGUAUGAUACUUAGUGCUGUAGAAAAUCAGAGGGGUGCUUCGGGCUCAAAUGCUGGUAUUUCUUCUCAGAAUCGCAGUGAGGGCGAUGAUGCGAAGGCUUAAUACUUCAGAAUUUAUCAUGAGGGCGAUGAUGUUCAACACUAGUUUCUUUUUGUCACCGAGGGACUGUUUCACCUCUUCUGCCUGUAAAAGUUUUCUUUCUGAAGUACUGUCUGUGUGCUGUGCUGCUAUGUAUUUUUUUUCGUUUGAAUUUCAGUCCUUGUGAUCUACUCCCUCCGUUCCAAAUUACUCGUCGUAGAAAUGGAUGUAUCUAGAACUAAAAUACAUCUAGAUACGUCCAUACCUGCGACAAGUAAUUCGGUACGGAGGGAGUAAUAACUUAUUGGUUGAUUCGAGACCUUGAAGAAUUUGCGGGACAGUGAGACAUUUGAUAUGAAGGUCAAACCGACUCUUGCCACUGGA
Triticum aestivum (bread wheat) is the source of this 2587-nucleotide messenger RNA. RefSeq names its product putative F-box protein At2g02030. Gene Ontology annotation, molecular function: protein binding. The record is from RefSeq and is a predicted model, not a curated record. The transcript is spliced from 8 exons. NCBI's taxonomy places the organism in Eukaryota, Viridiplantae, Streptophyta, Magnoliopsida, Poales, Poaceae. The coding region runs from base 566 to 2227 and encodes 553 amino acids.